AUGUCUGGCUCCUUGGGGCCUCAAGGACGGAAUCGGUCUGCGCUGGAGCUGGAGCUGGACCGCAUCAUUAGCAGGCUCAACGACGAUUUUGCACUGCACCUUCGCGGGCCGGAUGUAACGCUCUCUCCUCGCAAAUACCGCGAACGGCAGCGGAGUGACGAGGAGGCCCGGAUCGACGACAUUUACCAGAAAAUCAAACAGCUGCAUUAUUAUGACGGUAACCGGCUAGCUGACUGUCUGGGGCUCUUUCAGAUACAGGGGCGGUUGAUCUUGUCUGAUGCCGAGGCACUCAGUCCUACCGGGUAUCUCACUACCAGUGUUCGGUCUCUGCUCCAAGAGCGCCUCUUGAGAAUUCUUCGUGAUAUCAACGGCCCGGAAUCAAGACAGCUGAGCAAGAGAAUAUCUGAAGGGGCUGCAAAUCACACUCAGAAGCGGCCCAAAGGCCAGCCACCUCACAGCUACGAACACCAUGAUGCAGUGGAUGCUCUUCCUGUCCGCUCAACUGGUUCAUUUGCGGACAGUGGUGUCUCGUUAGCCUCUGGAAGUCGAUCUAUCGCAGAAGUUAUUCAACCACUUCCUCAGCAGACAUCAUUUGGUCAGACUUUUGCUUCAAGCCGUCGUUCUUUUCCGUCCGAAGUCUUUUCCUCGAAUACGCAAGAUGUAUCUUUCAUCAGCCAGACGACUGUUGACUCUGGAUAUCAUGACAAGUCAAAUCGUUAUCCAUAUUCACAACAAACAUCAGCCGAAUCGUUCUCACAUUCGUUUGGAUUGAGCCAAAGCCGAAACGACGUGCAGCAAAAUCGGAACUCCCUCCCUAGCAGACCAAACAAAUCCACCAACCAGCCGGAAAACCUGGAUGAUUCGCGAUUCAAAAGCCCUCUGCCUUCGUUGAAACGGUCUUCUGAUGACAGCCUCGGCUCUGCGAGCCAGACGAUUGAAGAAAAGCUUGCUAAUAUUUGGCCUAAAUUGCCGAUCCCAGCGUUGACACAUGCACCGUUGGCUGUGAUUUGGGAGGUUACAAGAGCUGCUCUUUAUUGCAAAGUUUCACUGGAUCAGUUCGACCUAUUGUAUGAGCCGAAUGAUAGCUGGCAUGAUCAAAGCAGUUUGAGAGACGCAAUCUCGAACCAUCACUUGUUUCGUGGCAAGAGCUUGCCUCCGUCCGGCGAUCCGGUGGCAUGGCACACAGCACUGGGUGACUUUCAGACCAAAGUCAAGACAGUUACACUCUCGGCAGACUUGGUUUAUAACCAAGACUCGACUGGGCCAUUGUAUAGUCUUCGAUUACAUCCGUUAAAACUCGAGCUGGGUCAUCGACUUGCGCGCCGAUUUGGUGCCGAUCGCUUCUUGGAAAUAACCAUUCCAUCGCCAUCGGCGUCGACGGAUGAGGACCCUACUGUACUCAAAGAGGAUCCAAGGAGCCUUGAAAAGAUUGUAGAUUGGCUUACAAAGCCGGAGCAUUAUUUUCUUGGGCGGACUUGGAAGCCAUUCUUCGUUCGCAAUGUAAAGGGCAAGAAGAUUUCUGGGACAAACAGAAACACAUCGGUAGAGAGAGUCUAUUUCUUUGCUUGUGAUGCAAAUAAUUUCCGCCCCAGUGCACCCGAUGGCAUCUCGCCGCUAGCAGAAGCGUUGGAGACAAAGGCCCGCACGAAAAUGAAGCUCAGUGGUCUGCUGAAAUGGGCCGUUGACAUCGACAACGAGCGCAACUCGGAACAGCCAGUUACCAAACUGUUUUCUCGCCUCGCACUGAGUCUCAGUCGAACGUGGCCAACCGUUGUUCUCGAGAAGCAUCAGAUCAUCAACAAGCCCGAAGAUCUAACGCAGGGUAAGGUGGUAAUGAAUGAUGGAAUCGGUCGCAUAUCACCAAGUUUGGCCAAGAAGGUUGCCGUGGCUCUUGGGUUGUCCGACUGCCCAAGUUGUUUUCAGGGUAGACUGGGGAGCGCAAAGGGCAUGUGGUUGGUUGAUGUGGAGAGUGAGGAAGACUUUGAGAGAGACUGGGUCGAGACUUAUCCAUCACAAAGGAAAUGGAAAUGCGACUUCGAGGAUCCUCACCACCGGACUCUCGAGAUACGGAACUGGCCAUCGGAAUUGAGAUCGGCGUCUCUGAAUCAGCAAUUCAUCCCCGUGCUAGAGGCCCGAUCACCACAACCCGACGCGAUGCGACGCGUAGUUUCCGAGCACCUACAGAGAGCCCUGCAUGCUGACCUUGGUGAGCAAGCUGCCGCCAUGAAGGAACCCAUGGGUCUCCGAUCAUGGAUUCGCCAAUCCGGCCCCUCAAAGAAUGAACGGUCGCUGGAUGGGUCUGUAGAAUUUCUGGCUGGUCUCCCCGAUAGUAACGCGGAUAAAGUCGCUUUUUUGCUCGACUCAGGAUUUGAUCAAAGGAGAAUGACGUAUCUCAGGGAGCUUGUCUGGGAAAUGUGCAAGAAAAAGGCCGAUAUUUUGAAAACCAAGAUGAACAUCACCAUUCCCUGUUCAGCUUACAUUUACAUGGCUGCGGACUUUUCAUCAACGCUUGAAGAAGGAGAGGUGCAUCUCUCCUUUUCCACGAAAUUUCAGGCCGAGGGAUUCUCCGACACGCUACUUGAGAAUAUGGAUAUUCUAGUAGCAAGAGCCCCAGCCCAUCUCCCCAGCGACAUCCAGAGAGUCAGGGUAGUAUCUCGACCAGAGCUUCGAAAGCUAAAAGACGUCAUCAUCUUUUCGACCAAAGGAAGCAUACCCCUUGCUGAUAAGCUAUCAGGCGGCGACUAUGACGGCGACAUGGCGUGGGUAUGUUGGGAUCAAAAUAUUGUUAGAAAUUUUGACAAUGCUGCCUUGCCUCCGAAGCUGGAUUUCAUCGAGAGCGGAUAUCUUCGCAAGAUGACUACGCAAUUCAAGGACAUUUUGGAUCAGGUCGGAAGAGACAACUACAGAAAGUAUAUGAACAACCGACCUGCGCACCUUCAGGACGCCUGUGUAGAGUUCGUAUCUAGAGCAUUUUUGUUCAAUCUACAGCCCUCAUUUCUCGGUCGAUGUACAAAGUACAAAGAGAGGCUCUGCUAUUUUCACAAGUCUGUUCAAGACCGAGAUGCCAUACAUUUGAGCCAGUUGCUUGGCUACUUGGUUGAUCAGAGCAAGCAAGGUAUUGAGUUUACUGAGCAAGAUUGGAAGCGUUUCUGCAUUCAACACCUUGGGAAGAAGUCUACCUUUCUUCCCGAUCCAGAGUACGCGAAAGAAAAGGGAUCGCGAAGACCUGACAACAAGGGCCGAUUGCACAUACUCGAUUACUUGAGGUUUGAUGUUGCCGAUGCAGUUAUUGACGAAGUCUUGACCAGUUUUAACGAGGCUGUCAAAGAGAAUAACGCCAUACCUUAUGAUGAAGACCUCACAAAGAUCUGUAAUAUGUAUGAAGAGAGGUCAAAAACUUCUGCCGGCUGCAGGCAGCUUCUGACACAUCUGCGGAACAAUAUUGGUAAGCUUCGCGAUGAGUGGCGUGUCGUUGGAGACAAUGGCACCGAAACCUCCAAGUAUGCCAACAAGGUAGAUGCCCUGUACCAGAAAUGGCUUGAUAUACAGCUACCGGCAGAACUGUUCGCGAGCGGCGAAUUUCCGGAGUUGGUUCAUGAUAUCAACAAGAAUUCGGCCAUGAGCAACUGGGAACUGCUCAAAGCCUCGACCGCUUUCAAGAAACACUACAACAAUGGUUACAAAUUCGUCUGGAACAUGGCGGGAAAACAGCUCGGCUUCAUCAAAGCGAUGGCGCAUCGCGUUCCAGGAGAGACGUCAAAGGUUCUGGUGGUACCAUGGAUGUGGGGUGUCUUGCGACCGGACAAGAAGCUCAUCACGUCUCUGAUGCUACAGAGAGAGGCUGCUAGCGCGGUGGCUCUUGAAGAGGUGUUUGAUUUUGACGACGACGGCACCGUUAUUGACGAUGCUUGA
Molecule: messenger RNA, 3912 nt
Organism: Trichoderma aggressivum f. europaeum
Lineage: Eukaryota; Fungi; Ascomycota; Sordariomycetes; Hypocreales; Hypocreaceae
Exons: 3
Coding region: 1-3912 (1303 amino acids)
Biological process (GO): siRNA processing
Cellular component (GO): nuclear RNA-directed RNA polymerase complex
Molecular function (GO): RNA-directed RNA polymerase activity
Source: RefSeq, a predicted model, not a curated record